ACAUGAAUCGACAGCAACAGCACACGACACACGUGUUGUUUUCAUUUCGGCUCGGCUCGGCUUACGAAAAAUUGACGGGAAAACGCCUAAGAUUUUCAGCACUGUUUUCUUCAACAAUCGACGCCAAAAUUUGCCUUUCUUUUUGAAUUUUCAAUCUAAUUUAGUGUGAAGUAUGGAUGAUGUUGUGCAAAAAUAUCAGAAACGAGCUCAAGAAGCGGAGUUAAAAGUCAAGGAACUUGAGCGCGAGAUCGACGGCUUGGUUGCUUUGGUGAAUGGAGGAAAUAAUGCAUCUGAAAGUUCAGAGGGUUCUCCUGAACUGUCUGCACUGCAAUUAGAGAAUACGAAAUUAAAGCACAGACUGAGCAUCCUGAAAAAGGCAAUUGAGAAGGAAGCAUCUUCAGGUGCAGUGAAAUCCUCCAAACUGUCCAAGGUAAAGAAAGUGGAAGGCUCCGGGAUGGUCAGCGUCCAGGAACUUAUGAACGGCAUUUUUGCCGAGGCCAUUCAAACUGCUUACCCUGACUUGCCGGAAGGGCCAGUGGUCAUUAUGCCGUCAAGUAACAGCAGAUUCGGAGAUUACCAGUGCAACUCAGCUAUGUCCAUGGCACAGGCACUCAAAGCUCAAGGUUUGAAAGCCGUUCCGAGAGAUAUUGCCAAGAAGAUUGUUGACAAUGUCCCUGCAAAUGAACUCAUCGCCAAGUUAGAGAUUGCCGGUGCCGGCUUCAUCAACAUCACUCUGAAGAAGGAGUUUGGACACAAGGCCUUGAAGGACAUCCUCAUCAAAGGGGUCCAACCACCGCAAUGUGAAAAAAGGCUCAGGGUUGUGUGCGACUUUUCGUCUCCCAACAUUGCUAAGGAAAUGCACGUGGGGCACUUGAGGUCCACCAUUAUUGGUGAGAGUAUCUGCCGAUUGCUUGAAUAUCUCGGCCACGACGUUGUUCGAGUCAACCACGUCGGCGAUUGGGGAACUCAAUUUGGAAUGCUAAUUGCCCACUUGGAGGACAAGUUCCCUGACUUCAGAACAGUUUCGCCGCCAAUCGCUGAUCUCCAAGCAUUUUACAAGGCAACCAAAAUCAGAUUUGACUCAGAUGAGGCAUUUAAAAAAAGGGCCUACGCAUGUGUGGUGAAGUUGCAGGCUAAAGAACCCGACUACAUCAAAGCGUGGCAACUGAUUUGUGAUGUAUCCAGGAAAGCCUUCCAGAUUAUUUAUGACAGACUGGACAUCACUCUGAAAGAAUUUGGAGAGUCGUUCUAUCAUGAAAGAAUGAUUGAAGUUGUUGAGCAUUUGAAAAAAGGAGGCUAUUUGGAGGAGGACGAGGGUCGUCACAUCAUGUGGGCUGAAAACUUCAAAGUUCCUUUGACCAUUAUCAAAUCUGACGGUGGAUUUACCUAUGAUACUUCAGACAUGGCCUGUGUAAAGUACAGAGUACACGAAGAAAAGGGUGACUGGCUCAUCUAUGUUGUGGACGCUGGACAAUCUACUCACAUUGAGACCAUAUGGGCCUGCGCUGAGCGUUGUGGAUACAUUGACUCUAAGAAAACAAGGCUCGACUUCAUUGGCUUUGGUGUUGUUUUGGGAGAGGAUAAAAAGAAAUUCAAGACUCGAUCUGGUGACACCGUCCGUCUAAUUGACUUGCUUGACGAAGGUUUGAAAAGGGCCAAGGAAAAGUUAAUUGAGAAAGAGCGUGACAAAGUUUUGAAUGAAGAAGAACUUAAGGCUGCUCAAGAGUCUGUGGCUUACGGCUGCAUCAAGUACUCAGAUCUUUCGCACAACAGAAAUCAUGAAUAUGUCUUUUCCUUUGAUAAGAUGUUGGAGGAUAAAGGUAACACAGCUGUCUACCUUCUCUACGCCUACACUCGAAUUUGCUCCAUCGCCAGGAAUGCAAAUGUCAGCCCUGAGCAGUUACGAGAGGCUGCGAAGAAUACUCCCAUCUCGCUGGACCACGAGAAAGAGUGGAAUCUGGCCAAAGUUCUCCUCAGGUUCCCUGAGGUGUUGAUCAAGAUUACCAAGGACCUGUUGUUGCACCAACUUUGCGAGUUUGUCUACGAGGUCAGCACAUCUUUCAGCGAGUUCUAUGACAGCUGCUAUUGUGUAGAGAAAAAUUCUGCUGGAGAAAUUGUGAAAGUCAACAUGGGCCGACUGCUGCUUUGUGAAGCUACAGCAUCGAUCAUGGCCAAAUGCUUCCACAUCCUCGGACUGAAGCCUGUUGCACGCAUGUGAAUGUGUUCACAAAUUUAUUACUUUUUUCCAUGGGGAAUCUAAUUUAAAAAUAAAUUUUUCCAUUUUGAAAAUGGAUAUUACUCAGUACCAAAAUGAUUA
This is a messenger RNA of Neocloeon triangulifer, 2317 nucleotides long. It is a transcript of the gene ArgRS, whose product is annotated as arginine--tRNA ligase, cytoplasmic. Gene Ontology annotation, molecular function: ATP binding; arginine-tRNA ligase activity. The transcript is spliced from 12 exons. The coding region runs from base 173 to 2218 and encodes 681 amino acids. NCBI's taxonomy places the organism in Eukaryota, Metazoa, Arthropoda, Insecta, Ephemeroptera, Baetidae. Gene Ontology annotation, cellular component: cytoplasm. Gene Ontology annotation, biological process: arginyl-tRNA aminoacylation. The record is from RefSeq and is a predicted model, not a curated record.